Molecule: messenger RNA, 2287 nt
Organism: Candidula unifasciata
Lineage: Eukaryota; Metazoa; Mollusca; Gastropoda; Stylommatophora; Geomitridae
Source: the annotation of a GenBank genome assembly
CAACUCAUUGCCCUCUGAAAAGAGUGAACAGAACUGUCAGAAGAAUGGACAGAACACUGACACUGGAGAACCUGUUGAUAGUGAGAGCAUCAAGGGUAUUUUUGGAUGGGAGACUGUGGAUGAUACAAAUAUUCCAUGUCUUCUGAGAAAUCAAAGGAAGUUUGUUUCAGUGCGUAUUGUAGAACGCAAGCUUCUGAGCAAGUAUCCAAACACCUUUCCUGAUGAACUGGGCAAGAAAGAUCCCUUGGUUAGCUACUUCAUUACAGAAGCCGAGGCUAGCUUACUGAAUGAGAUCAACACCACUCACUGUGACUAUGAAUAUGGGCACAACCCAUUUACUGUGAAAGACCUGAUCGUGGAUCUAGAAGAGUUUGAGGAAUUCUUUAAGAUAGUGAAAAAGACAUUUCCAGCCGAUGUUCUGGCAAAAAUCAAUGAAGAGCCAGCACCCCCAGCUAUGCCAUCGCCAGUGAAACCAGAUUUGUCGCAGUUCUGUGGGUGGCUGCAGAUCAAUAACACAGUUUCCCCAUACAUUGUUAGAUUUGAUAGUGGAGUACAAGUAAAACUUGUGCCUGUUUCAGUGAUUGUUUACGCUGCAGGACUUCUAUCCAACUCCAGUGUGGAUGGCUUGUUACCCACCCCACAGGAGUGUGCAAUGCUGAAUGAAGCUUGCAGGGUUGCAGGUUUUGAUUUUCUGUUUGGGAAGAACACACGUCUUAUAUCUAUAACAGAAGUACUGCGAAGAUGCCAGGUUCAGCUAUUUGAGUUGCCGUUUAAAAAUCCUCUUCAGCAUGCCCGUUACCUAGAUCCCCGCACAGGCCAGCCUUCAACCAGUCCUCUUAUGGGGCCGUCUCAUCCUGUUAGCCCAAAGACAACUGUCCAUCACCAGCCCCAACCAGCUGUAAGGCAACCACAGGCUAGCAUGGAUCAAAUGUCUGUGAAUCUGGCUAAACUUAACUCAUAUGCGUCAGGAUUUCCACAGACUAAUUUUCACCAUUCACAACUGUCAGGAAGUUUAAGUGGUACCCGAUCAUCAGGUUUUCAAGAACCUGGAUCCCCUUCUGUGAUGCAUUACCAGCGGUCUCAUGCAGGGAUGGGCUUAUCAAGCCCACGCUCCCAGACAUACCCAGAUAAAGGCAUAGAUAAUAGUAGCAUCAUCAAGCAUGGACUGGCAGGCUCAUUGUGGUCUGUGAUGCCAAGAGCACCACCUCCAGCACAUGUGAACAGUGCAUUGAACUCUACAGUUGGGUCUGAAACUCUACCGAUAACACAAGACCCUCCAAAUACAUCACUAUAUCAACCUCACAGUCUUCCACCAAGCCCCCUGCUUCAUUCCACCAACUCUCCUAUGCCAGACUUGAAUAACCCUAUGUUUCGUGGCCCUACUGGCAUGUCAGCAAGAUCCCUGGUCACCCAGGCAAUGCACACAGAUCUUUCUGCAGGAAUUGCAAAAUACGCUGCAUCAAUGCCUGGGCUUCCACCAUCAUCACAGUAUUCAAACCCACAGCCCUUUCCUUAUGGUGUCAGCCAGUUUGACAGCUCUCUUUUUAAAAGAAAUAAUUCACAGGAUCAGAGGUCUCCGGGAGAUAAUAGUCUGUCAGCAUCACGAUCCAUCACUCAUCAUCGCACAGGAAAUGAAUCUCUAAAACACCCUGUGUCACGCUCUUCAAAAAUUCAUCAGAACACUUCAAAGACUAGAUUAGAGCCGUCGAAUUCUCAUACAAGCACCACAGUUCAUCCUUCCUAUUCUACUAACAGCACCCACUCCAAUUCAGACUUUUCACAUACAAUUUCUGCAUGUCUGGUAAAUGGUAAAAGCAUAUCAUGCAUCAAUGUAGAUGUACCUCAUCGAAAAGGAAGAUUCUGCUUGGUUGAGGCUGUAUCCAAGCUUUACUUCCCCACAGUGGUCCUCAAGAUAAAUCUUUAUGAAUGCACACCUGAAGAAGAGGCAGCUUUUGUCCAGUAUUACAACCUGCCAGUCAACAGACUGAAAUGCAAUAAAAUCAUCAGAGUGGAUGAUCUAGAAAUGUAUUUCCCGCAGUUGAAUUACAUGUUCACCAAAUGCUCAUCAGAUCCUAGCCAGACUCAGGUUGACUACAGUAUGGCUUCUACACAUCCAGGUGCCCAGAAACGCAAAUCAAGUUCUGCCCCUUCAGGUCCUAGUGCUAAGGCAAUACAGUCAAAAAUUGAAGAUGUUGUACGUAUGCUGCAGUCUGGAAAAGAUAACACACAAAAUGGAGGUUCAAACACUGGUGGUGAGGCUCCUGUAAUUGUCAUUGACGAUGAAUAA